Asparagus officinalis (garden asparagus) is the source of this 2193-nucleotide messenger RNA. RefSeq lists its product as uncharacterized. Bases 1 to 2193 code for a protein of 730 amino acids. The record is from RefSeq and is a predicted model, not a curated record. Lineage: Eukaryota; Viridiplantae; Streptophyta; Magnoliopsida; Asparagales; Asparagaceae. Gene Ontology annotation, molecular function: nucleic acid binding; zinc ion binding. The transcript is spliced from 6 exons.
AUGCCGAUCAGAACGCACCAAAGACGUAAUACUCAAGACCCUGAUGAACGAUACCUGAAGAGCAUUAAGCUAGACGUUCCCACUUUUGAUGGCCAAUCGGAGCCUAAAGAUUUCUUGGAAUGGAUCCGACAAGUGGACGAUUACUUCAACUGGUAUCCACUUUCCGAAGAGAGAAGAAUCAAAUUUGCGGCAAUGAAGCUAACGGGUCAAGCUAGCCAAUUCUGGGCUAACCUAGAAAUGAUGAGAGUAGCUCGCCAAAUGGGUCUCAUCAACACAUGGGUGGUUAUGAAAGGCAAGCUCAAAGAGAAGUACUGUAAUGCUUUGAACACUGAGAAUCCACACCAAACUCUCUCCCGAUUUAAAGCUAGACUUCGAGAAGAUUUGCGAAAUAAACUCUUGAUUCAAGGAAUUUCUGAGCUUGAGAGAGCCUAUGCCAUAGUUCAGGACUUAGAUAUUACGAGGUCUAGCUCCACUUUCAAGAAUUUCGUACAAGGGCACAAACAUACUUCGAGUCAAUAUCCAACUCGAUUUCAAACUCAAACAUCAUCACAGAAGACUGAUACCUCGAGUGGGAGUAAAGAACGGGAUAACAAAGGCAAGGGCACUGAAAGGAAUUUCUCAAAGAUUAGUUCCACUACUAAAUGUUACAAAUGCCAAGGGUAUGGGCAUGUGGCCGCUAACUGUCCAAGUCCAGUUAAAAUCGCCAUUGUCAUCAGAGAGCCUAUAGAAGAAUUAGAGUCAAAGACAGAUGAAUUUGUCUAUCAUGUGGAAGAAGAGGAUUUUGAUUCAAGUGAGGAAUUUGACGAGAAUGACAUUAGUCUUAGUUGCAUUCGAUCAACACCGUCAAGUCAACUAGCAGUCGCUAGAUGUGCCUUGUCCCAACCAAAGGAUAAGGAUGAUUGGAGACGAACAAACAUGUUCCACACAUUCACAAAGAUUGGAGUAAAAUCAUGUAAAAUUAUUGUGGACAGUGGAAGCUGCAUCAAUGCAAUAUCAUCUACAGAACUCGUGAUGUUUGCAAAGGAGAUCUGUCAAGAGUUUGAAAAGGGAGUCCCAAUCAUGAUACUCAUAACCAGGGAGGUUGCUAAAGAAUCUAACACCUCCCUUCCUCCUGAAGUCACUCCGAUGAUCUCGGAAUUUGCUAACGUUUUCCCUGAAGAUCUCCCAGAGAAGUUACCACCAAUGCGUGACAUUCAACAUGCUAUUGAUCUAGUCCCUAGAGCGAGUCUUACCAACUUGCCACAUUAUAGGAUGAAUCCUACUGAACAUACUAAACUCAAGAGGCAAGUUGAUGAGUUGCUUAAAAAGAUUGAUUUAAAGAGUGGCUAUCACCAAAUCUGCAUUCGUCCUAGAGAAGAAUGGAAGACCACCUUCAAAACGAAGGAUGGGUUGUACGAAUGGAUGGUCAUGCCUUUCAGAUUGACCAAUGCUCCGAGUACUUUCAUGCGAGUGAUGACGCAAGUUCAAUUAUUAGGGUUUGUAGUCUCUGCUGAAGGAGUAUCUGCAGAUCAUGAGAAAGUCAAAGCGAUAAAUGAUUGGCCCGAGCCUAAGAACACCAGUGAUGUGAGAAGCUUUCACGGGCUCGCUACCUUUUACCAUCGGUUUAUCAAGGGAUUUAGCAUGAUCAUGGCUCCAAUCACCGACAGUUUGAAGAAAGGUGAAUUUGAGUGGUCACGCGAAGCCACCAAAGCAUUUUUGGAAAUCAAGGAGAGAAUGGUCAAUGCCCCUGUUAUGCGCCUGUCCGAUUUUAACAAAAUCUUUGAAGUUGCAUGCGAUGCUUCUAGAGUUGGCAUAGAUGGAGGUCUCUCUCAGGAAGGUCAUCCAGUAGUAUAUUUUAGUGAGAAGUUGAAUGAUACACGUCUGCGAUACACCACCUAUGACAAAGAAUUUUACGCUCGAGAGUUGACAACAAGGCUGUUGAUGCUCUCAGCCGACGAGUCUAUGUCCUUCACCUUGCGACAUAAAGCGAGAGUUGACAACAAGGCUGUUGAUGCUCUCAGCCGACGAGUCUAUGUCCUGACAAAAUUAUCCACAGUUGUUGUUGGUUUUGAGAAACUUAAAAUGGAUUAUGAGUCAUGUCCCGACUUUAGUGAGAUGUAUGCAAUGUUGAUUGAUGGGACGACUCGGGAAAUUGUCGGCUAUAUCCUUCAAGAUGGAUUCUUAUUUCUAGGCCGUAGAUUGUGCAUUCCGUAA